Exaiptasia diaphana is the source of this 2996-nucleotide messenger RNA. RefSeq lists its product as uncharacterized. The transcript is spliced from 3 exons. Gene Ontology annotation, biological process: chitin catabolic process; carbohydrate metabolic process. Lineage: Eukaryota; Metazoa; Cnidaria; Anthozoa; Actiniaria; Aiptasiidae. Gene Ontology annotation, cellular component: extracellular region. The record is from RefSeq and is a predicted model, not a curated record. Bases 34 to 2943 code for a protein of 969 amino acids. Gene Ontology annotation, molecular function: chitin binding; chitinase activity.
CCUCACUGUUCAACAAGGGUUGUACAUAGAACAAUGCAGUUCUACACACUGUUGCUGUUGGCAUUGGCUUCGUAUGCCGCAACAGCCAACUACGUACGAGUAUGUUAUCACACCAACUGGUCUCAGUACAGACAAGGGCGUGCCAAAUUCUGGCCUGAGAAUAUCCCUGCAGAUCUUUGUACUCAUUUAAUGUACUCUUUCGCCAAGAUUAACCAAAACAACGAGCUCGCCAUGUACGAGUGGAAUGACGAUAAACUUUAUCCAAGAUUCAAUGCUCUCAAGCAGACAAAUCCACAGCUAAAGACCUUACUGGCAGUUGGAGGAUGGAACCACGAGAACGCCAACAGUCCAUUCUCGCGCAUGGUCAAAACUGCUGCAACAAGAAAGGUCUUCAUUGACUCAGUCAUUCGAGUUUUGAGAMAAUGGGAUUUCGAUGGGUUGGACCUGGAUUGGGAAUACCCCGCAACCCGUGGAGGAUCUCCACCCGAAGACAAGCAAAGGUUUACCAUCCUUUGUCAAGAGCUGCUGAAUGCAUUCAUUGCCGAGGGAAAGUCAUCGGGACGUCCACGACUGUUGCUUACUGCCGCGGUGUCUGCCGGUAAAAAUACCAUCGACAAGGCCUAUGAAGUGGACAAGAUUGCCAAAAUUCUUGACUUGAUCAACCUGAUGGCUUACGACUUGCGAGGGAAGUGGGAAAAGUUCACUGGACAUCAUACAGCACUAGUGGGUCCUCCUGACGAUAUCCUAACUGUUCAGUACGCCACACAGUACUGGAUUGAUAAAGGUACCCCACCCAGUAAAAUCGCCCUUGGCCUUGGCACAUACGGACGAUCAUUCAAGCUGGUUGAUAUGAACAAAAAUGGCAUUGGUGCGCCUGCAAAUGGCAAUCCUCCACGUGGUCAAUACACCAGAGAGUCUGGAUUCCUGUCAUAUUACGAGAUUUGUGAUAUGAUGCCAAAAAUGAAGAUCACAAAAACAGAUGAAAGCGCAGUYAAAGCUCCGUAUGGCUACUUGAAGCAGGAUUGGGCCUCAGUAUGGGUUGGCUAUGACGAUGAGCGCAGUCUUCAGCUGAAAGUUGAACARGUUAUUAAAGCUAAAGGCCUUGCUGGUGCCAUGUUCUGGGCCCUGGAUCUUGAUGACUUUAGCGGCCAGUCUUGUGGAAAGGGUAAUUAUCCAUUGAUGACCGCAGUCAAGAAGUACCUUGGAGGUUAUAGUCCCCCACCCCCACCAACCAAUGGCCCUCAACCACCUCCAACGGACCCACCUGUAGUUACAACCAACGCACCUCCAACUGUUGGUCCUGGCCCCGUGACUCCUGCACCAACCCAGCCUCCAACUGGMGGCAAGUGCGUCGCUAUUCCUCCCUAUAAUGGUGCAGGUAUGGAUGCAUGGUGCGCUGCUAAUUGCGCUGUUGGUAACUGUCCAGCUACACAUUGCAAGUGCUCAUAUUGGCUGACGCCUUAUUUCAAAACUCACUCGACGAGAAGCACGAUGCAGUUCUUCACACUCUUGCUUUUGGCAUUGGCUUCGUAUGCCGCAACAGCCAACUACGUACGAGUAUGCUAUCACACCAACUGGUCUCAGUAUAGGCCAGGCCGUGGCAGGUUCUGGCCUGAGAAUAUCCCUGCAGAUCUUUGUACCCAUUUAAUGUACUCUUUCGCCAAGAUUAACCAAAGAAACGAGCUCGCCAUGUACGAGUGGAAUGACGAUAAACUUUAUCCAAGAUUCAACGCUCUUAAGAAGAAAAAUCCACAGUUAAAGACCUUACUGGCAGUUGGAGGAUGGAACCACGAGAACGCCAACAGCCCAUUCUCGCGCAUGGUCAAAACUGCUGCAACAAGAAAAGUCUUCAUUGACUCAGUCAUUCGAGUUUUGAGAAAAUGGGAUUUCGAUGGGUUGGACCUGGAUUGGGAAUACCCCGCAACCCGUGGAGGAUCUCCACCCGAAGACAAGCAAAGGUUUACCAUCCUUUGUCAAGAGCUGCUGAAUGCAUUCAUUGCCGAGGGAAAGUCAUCGGGACGUCCACGACUGUUGCUCACUGCCGCGGUGUCUGCCGGUAAGAAGACCAUCGACAAGGCCUACGAAGUGAGCAAAAUUGGACAAAUUCUUGACUUGAUCAACCUUAUGGCUUACGACCUGCGAGGACAGUGGGAGAGUCRCACUGGACAUCACACAGCUCUGGUUGGGCCUCCGGGAGAAAUCUUGACAGUGAAGUUUGCUACACAGUACUGGAUUGAUAAAGGUGCUCCACCCAGUAAGAUCGUCCUCGGCCUUGGUACAUAUGGUAGAGCUUUUAAACUCAAAGAAGCUAAAAAUCAUGGGCUUGGUGCACCAAAAGCUGAUUGGAUGAAGGCUAAAARGGGUAAAUACACUAGGGAAUCUGGAUUUCUGUCAUAUUACGAGAUAUGUGAUGAUAUCCGCGCAGGMAUGAAAGUCGUUAAAAGUGAUGAAAACAAGGUAAAGGCACCUUACGGCUACUUAAAUACCGACUGGGUUGGCUACGAUGACGAGCGCAGUCUUCAGCUGAAAUUUGAAGAAGUUAUUAAAGCUAAAGGCCUUGCUGGUGCCAUGUUCUGGGCCCUGGAUCUUGAUGACUUUAGUGGCCAAUCUUGUGGAAAGGGUAAUUAUCCACUGAUGAACGCGGUCAAGAAGUACCUUGGAGGUUAUGUUCCUCCAAACCCACCUCCUUCGCCUCCAACACCUGCACCUCCUACAGGCAAUCCUCCUCCACCUCCUCCUCCACCAACUCCUCCACCUCCAACACCUGCACCACCUACAGGCAAUCCUCCUCCACCUCCUCCUCCACCUCCACCUCCAACUGAGCCUCCAGUGCCUGGUGGUUGUGUUUCAGUCCCUCCCUAUGCCUCCUCAGGAAUGGAUAACUGGUGUGUCAACAACUGUGCUGUGGGCUAUUGUCCUGCUUCACACUGCAAGUGCUCAUAAUAACAACGAUUGUAAUGAUGAUGUAUCGUUUGAAAUAAAUCCUUGGUUCUGGA